AUGGCCUUGGAGGGCAUUCUCAGGGCUGCUACUGGUUUGAAGCCACCGGCCACCUGGGAUGACGGUAUUCUGGGCCCACUGGGCCUGCCCUGACUGCUGGCUCUGCGGGAGCCAGUCCACUGAGACCCCUGGCACAACAUCAGCCACAAGCUGACCUACCUGGGUUUGGCGUGCUGCCUGUGCUUGGGCCACAGUUUCAGCAGCCUUGUGCUCAGCCCCAUGGGUGGCCUGCAUAUGUCCCCCACAGAUAGGCAGCUGGUGACACAGUCAGAGGUACCUGUCGUGGACUGCUCCUGUGCCAGGGUGGAGGAGAUGCCAUUUGGGAAGAUUGUGGAGAGCCUACUGCAGCUGCUGCCCCAAUAGGUGGCCGCCAGCCCUGUGAACUAUGCCUGGCCCUGCAAACCGCUCCCCGUGGAAGAUUUGUUGCCACCUUGUACACCUUUGGAACUUACUGUCAUUUUGCUCCAGAAGUUUAAGAGGGGCAAGGACUUGCUGGACCUGAACCACCAGCUUCUGAACAAGUACAUGGCCUGCAGCAGCCUCAAGUGGGUGCUCCAGGCAGAGAAGGAGUUCAAGAGCCCCAGGGGGAAGAAAAUGUUCCCCUUUGAUGUGAAUUCAGAGCAGGAAUUUGUAAAGUCCCAGAGGCCCAUGAGCAGCACCUGACUGCCCAUGGACUGUGACAAGAGUCAUGAAGACUGA
Molecule: messenger RNA, 699 nt
Organism: Puma concolor (puma)
Lineage: Eukaryota; Metazoa; Chordata; Mammalia; Carnivora; Felidae
Source: RefSeq, a predicted model, not a curated record